This is a messenger RNA of Alexandromys fortis (reed vole), 1661 nucleotides long. RefSeq names its product keratin 24 (gene Krt24). Gene Ontology annotation, biological process: intermediate filament organization; epithelial cell differentiation. Gene Ontology annotation, cellular component: cytoskeleton. The transcript is spliced from 9 exons. The record is from RefSeq and is a predicted model, not a curated record. The coding region runs from base 1 to 1557 and encodes 518 amino acids. NCBI's taxonomy places the organism in Eukaryota, Metazoa, Chordata, Mammalia, Rodentia, Cricetidae. Gene Ontology annotation, molecular function: structural molecule activity.
AUGGAGUGCUCAACUCAGAGAUGGUCCUGCUCCUCCCGAGUCUCCUCCUCCGGGGCCUCGGGCAGGGGGGCGCAUGCUGGUGGAAGCAUCUACAGCGAUGGGAGCAGCUGUGGGCUGGGCGCAAGUCCUUCCUGGGCCUUCCAGGGAAGCAGCAACAGUUGCGGCCUGAGUGGGGGACCUAAGGGCGGCUUUGGAAGUGGUGCUGGAGGGGACUUUGGUAGCUGUGUGGUAACGGGUGGGUUUGGAGCAGCCUCUGGCUCUGGUGGAGGCUCUAGCUUUGGUGGGGGCUCUGGCUUUGGUGGGGGCUCUGGUUUUGGUGGAGGCUCUGGUUUUGGUGGAGGCUCUGGCUUUGGGGGGGGCUCUGGCUUUGGUGGUAUGGGAGGUAGCUUUGGCGGUGGCAGUGGCGGUGAUGGGGGCCUUCUCUCUGGAACUGAAAAGCAAACCAUGCAGAACCUCAAUGACCGUCUGGCCAGCUACCUAGACAAGGUGCGAGCCCUGGAGGAGGCCAACGCUGACCUGGAGACUAAAAUCAAGGCAUGGUACAGCAAGCAUGGGUCUGGAAAAGAUGGCUGUGGAAGAGACUACAGCAAAUACUGGCCAAUCAUAGAAGAUCUGAAGAACCAGGUCAUUUCGGCCAUCAUUGAGAAUGCCAGGAGGACCCUGCAGAUGGACAACGCUAGACUGGCCGCCGAUGACUUCAGGAUGAAGUAUGAGCAUGAGCUGUGUCUCCGGGAGUCUGUCGAGGCCGACAUUAACGGCCUGAGGAAAGUGCUGGAUGACCUUACCAUGACUCGCUCUGACCUGGAAAUGCGGAUCGAGAGUUUAACCGAGGAGCUGGUCCUCCUGAAGAAGAACCAUGAAGAGGAAAUGAAGUGCGCGCAAGGAAGAUCUGGAGGCGACGUGACUGUAGAAAUGAACGCUGCCCCAGGAACCGACCUGACCAAACUACUGAAUGACAUGAGGGCCCAGUAUGAGGCGCUGGCUGAGCACAACCGCCAGGAAGCCGAGAGACAGUUCAACGAGCGGAGUGCAUCCCUGCAAGUCCAAAUCUCGACGGAUGCAGGGGCAGCCAAUUCUGCCAAGAACGAGGUAAUGGAACUGAGGCGCACCGUGCAAACCCUGGAAAUUGAGCUUCAAUCCCUGCUGGCCCAGAAAUGCUCUCUGGAAGGGAGCCUGGCUGACACCGAAGCUGGCUACGGGUCUCAGCUGUCUGGAAUCCAGACCCAGAUCAGUUGCCUGGAGGAGCAGCUCAGCCAGAUUCGGGGUGAGACGCAAUGCCAGAAGGCCGAGUACGAAUGCCUGCUGAACAUCAAGACACGACUGGAGGAGGAGAUCGAGACCUACCGGCGCCUGCUCAACGGAGAAGGAGGUGGAUGUGAUUAUGGAAACUUAGCAUCCAGGCAUGUGGUGCUGAGUGACUCAAGAUCCGGGAGCUGUUCUGGCCAAGGAAAAGAUCCCAGCAAGACAAGAGUGACGAAGACCAUCAUCGAGGAAGUGGUAGAUGGCAAAGUUGUCUCCUCUCAAGUCAGCAGCAUUUCUGAAGUGAAGAUAAAAUAGGCCGUUUCCACAUCAGCAGGGCCGCCUGUCAAAGGGAACAGUUGAGAGGGGAAUUGGUGAGGAGCGCACCACUCUGACCUAGUGAUGGCUCACUUCCAACAGAC